AUGCUAUUUUUUGCGAGUUGUCAGUUUUAUGCGAAUCUUGGCUUGAACUAUAGCACUGUUCGAUCUAUGAAGGGAUCAAUAAUUCUGAAAAGUUCCACGAGUAAUGAUCAACAGUUUAUGUUGUGUCAAUUGUUGCGCCUCGUUUCCCCUGUUGGUGAUUGGGCAGCACCAUUAUUACAUUCAUAUAUCGGUCCUAGUUCAAUUGAUGAGCGUUUUAUCAUUGAUCAUUGCUUAGCUAUGCUCAGUAUAUUAUGUGCUCCCGUUCGUGCACGCGAGGAUUUCCUGGAACGAAUAAUUAAAAAUGAGAAUGAUGAUAAUUCUUGGGCCAUAAUCAGUGAUACUUUAGAUGAAGAUGAAGUUUCAGUGGUCACUAUUGGAGAAGAUGAUUUAAUCUCCUUUUUAAAUCAAUUUCCAAUAGAGUCAUUAUUGGCCAAAGCCAUCCAACAUUUUGUCGUUGCGAAAAAAUCUGAUCCUGUAGCUCAAACAAUUUCUCUUAUUGCGUUCGAACUUGUUCUUCUCAAAACCUUCAAUGAUGGGCUUCGGACAUAUGGUCGUCCUCAGUAUCGUCAAUUCUGCAAACGUAUUGGUCAUGCUAUGCGCCAAAGCAUCAAAUAUUUAUCAGGAUUUAUUAAGUCUGUACGACCUUCUUUAUCAGAAAAAGAUUGGUUGGUGAUUGAACGAGAAUUUGACCGGGUAGUUUUGCACGCUGUAUAUUAUAUUAUUGGGAAAAAAAGUCUUGGUUUAUGGCAAUUUCUGGUUGAUUUUCCAUACAAUUUAUUGAGCGAAAAGUGCAAAUUAAGAUGCCAACUUCUAUUACGACAAAAUUCAAUGACCAUAAAUGAUUUGUAUGAAAUUCCUCUUCAAAAUGUUAUUCGUUUAAUUCAGUCAGUUGAAAAUUGUUGUUUAUUAGAAAAAUUGUCCGAAAGAUUUGCGCUAAUGAAAACAAAGGAGGAUAAUACUUACAUGAUUAGUGUUUUGGCCGCCGUUGUGUCAUCAUCAGAAAUUGGAAUCGAUUCUUUUAUAAAUGAAAUAUUCCAGGUAUGUUUUCUCGAUGAAGUGACUCGUAACGAAUUUUAUAAAGUUGGUUCUGAAGCAAUCGGCAUACUUUUAGAUAGGAAGCCAGAUUUAAUCCAGAAAAUUUUACUUCUCAUUGAUCGAAAUUUGGAUAGAUUAGAUCAGCAUGCAGUUGAAGUCCUGUCUACUUCACCUUUGUCGAAGUGCAGGCUUUCUGAAGAUGAUAUUGGAACUAUUUGUGGGAAAUGGUUGAUUAAUAGAAAUCCAGACCAUCCUGGAUCUAGGAUUGCGAGACGGAUUUUGAGUUCGCUAAAUUGGGGAACUUUAGCGACUGGCGAAUUGUGGUUAAAUGCAUCCAUACAUUCAAUAUGUGCUGAAACAAUUGUGAAAGGACAUUUAGCUCAAUGUAAAAAUACAAAUAGCUUAAUAGCGAAAUCCAUUAAUAAAGUUGCUAAACUGGCUUCAAAGCUUCCUGACUACGAGCAACAGUUCAAUUUUUUCUGUUGGGAUAUUCUGUUCAGGCUCAAAUUGUCCCCUGAAAGUAUAGAAAUUCCACCAGUCAACGAUCUGAUGUCUUAUUUUUUGUAUAUUCUUCGGCACACUUUAUACAGUGCGAAUACUUUUUUGACGAAAGGUUUAUCACGUUGGAUUGAUCUGGUUACGGCAGGCUGUUAUUCAGCUGCAGGAAUUAUCCUGAUUCGAUUCAUUGUGAAUUGUCCCAGUGCAGUCGAUACAGUUUUGCAGAAUCCGAGUUUUGUUCAAAACUUGGAUAGAAUAUUGCAUUGUGAUGAACCAUCAUAUGCUAUGCAUUUGUUUUCAUUUUCUGGUGAUGGGUUUCCAGGGCCUUCUUUAAGGUUGUUGGGCUUUGCAAUAAUGCAUCAUCUUUCUGAAGAUUUCACCGAAAAGCAACUAGUAGCAUGGGUGAAACUUAUGUGUUACAAGAAAAUUCUUGAAUGGAAUAACGACAAAAGCAUCCUUUAUUUACUUGGCGUAAUUACUGAAAUUGUAUUUGCAACAAAUGAAGGCUAUUUUAAUUUAUUAAUUGAGCUUCUAAAGAACUUUUAUACGUCUUCAAUCCAGGAAUGGAAAAAUACUUCAAAAGGAGUACUAUCGUGGUUGAGUGGUGGUCAGAAUCCUCCAUCUUUGAUUGAAACAGGUUCUUUUCUUGUUUCUCCAUGGGCUACUUAUCUUUUGCUCCGAGUUGAGCAAAAAUGUUUUGAAACUUUUUAUGAUGCAUUAUACGCAUCUCUUCGUAAGUAUCAAAACUAUACGCUGGAACAGGCCGUUAAGGUUCUUUUGCAGAAAGCAGCAAUUAAAUCGCAUUUUCCCUUGUCGCUUUGUCAGCUACAUUUCUAUCGUUGGCUUGAAUUUUGUGUUACACGACCUGUUGAGCAACAUUUAGUGUUUCCUCUAGCAUGUCAGCAGUUAAUAAAUCAUAUUUUUCGCCAUAAUUAUCCUGGGGCAAGUGAAUGCUUUGGUGAUCGUUAUACAGCUUACGGUGAUUCGUUGAUCAAAAUACUAAUUUCUUCUGUUUUGCCCGAUGCAGAAAAUAAAUCUGAUUUGAAAAGUGCGAUCUUUUAUAAGGCCAUUUGUCAAUGGUUAUCUAACGCGAAAUUAUAUGAUAUUAAUUUUUGCGCGUAUAAAGAGAUUGUUCUUGGCGAUUUGUUUCUUGAAGCAACAUCCAGUGAUUUGGAUAGUAGUGCUUGGUUACAAUACAUAAAUAUGGGUAAUAUGCGCAAAAUUAUUGAUGAUGGAAAAAAAGCAUAUCAGCUCACUUGUCACAUUGGCUCAGCCGUUAGCAAUGCUUUACUUACAAAAAGGGAUGAUAAUAUUUUUGAAAUUGUGUCGCAGUCAUAUAUUUGCAACUCUGCUUUAAGGCCUCCAGUCGAACCAUCUUAUCUUUCAAUGCCAAAUGAUAUUCCCAGUCAUUUAUCAAAUAAUUUUGACAAUAAUGCCUAUAUUUUAAGUCUUUAUAGUCCAUUGCUAAAUAAAAUCAACGAAGCAGCCAGAGAAUUUAUAUCAACAAAAGAUGAGCUAGAAUUGCUGGAUGAUUUGUAUCUGAAUAAAUAUUCGCUUCUAUAUUCCGAAUAUACUUUAGAAAUUCCGGUAGUGCUGCGUUGUAGCAACACAUUUACUAAUAAAUGUUCUCACCCAGUCAAUAUCACUGCUACGGUUGUAUCGAAUAAACUUGAUACUGCAGUCCAAGCUAAGAUGGAUGUUAACCGGCAACAGAGAUCAAAUAAAUUGGCUGCUGUUGUAUCAAAAUUAUUGGAGCCUACAGCCAAUUACUGUGCUCGACUUGAGUCGAUUGUUAUGACUCUGAAUUGUAUGUUUAAAACAUUAGCUCCAGCUGUUGGUUCGCGAAUUGAGCGUUCUGGUUGCACUCUUUUUUUUUAUACUGCUUCAAAUAUUUCCUCACUAGAAAUGCUUUUUCCGGCUUCAUUAUCGACUUAUUCAUUCGCCUUAAGCAAACUUGGUGAAGCAUAUAUUGCUAACAGACCAAGUGAGCAAAAUGAUUUAAUGAAUUUGGCAUUGGAUAAAUCGCAUUUGGCUCAUCUUCUUGUAACUCAUUUUACUCCUCAGUGCGUACCUUCAUCCGAAUUACUGGAAUUGUAUUGUGCAUUGAAUCAUGCUGUGCGAAUUCCAUCAUCUUCAUCAACGGCAUUAGCAUUACUUUCUCAACUUGAUAUUCAAAACACGAGUGAUAGGCUUCCACCUGAUCAAUUUUCACGAUUAAUGCCUGUGGCUUUUGAGACAUUAGUUUCUUUGGAUGGUUCACCUUCGCCUCUUCUCGACUUAUGUGCGAAGCAUUUCAUUCAUUCACUUUUCUAUCAUUUUCCAGAUAAUUUUAUCGAUGGUUUUAAGAUUGUUUUAGGAGCUUGUAAUACGGGUAAAGUUCCAACUGCAAUUUUUGAAUCAAUUAUCUCUAAUUUGAGUGCAUUUACUAUCGAUCCACCAGAAACCAAAACUGAUUUUAUUCUCUCAGCAUCAACGGCGACUUCUUUAAAUUCUUUGCUUUCGUCACAAUUUAUGAAAUCUCGAAGAGAAUUGUCAACUCGUUUAUUUUCUUUUUGGUCCGUAUAUUUGCCUAAUCUUAUGGUUCUUGCUGAAUUUUCACUCUCUGUUUCAACAUUUUCAAGUUUUUCUUCAGAGCAGUCUGUUUCGCAAAUGGAAAGUGAUUUAAGGAAAGCUUUUGAAAAUUGUACAUUGAUAUUUGGUCCAUUAAUUGAACCAUUUGAUAGCGGUUUGCCUCCAUGGAAUCCAGCCGAUGCAGAUGGCGCCAACAAUGUCUUAAAACAUUUCAUUUCUUUCUUAAAUCGUUUACACUUGGCUUAUGAUGCCUUUCUUCCACCUGGAUCUGAAAAUCUUGAAACGCUUUUGUGGCAGUAUUAUGCUUUAAGAAUUGCUACUUUAAAGCAAGGUGGUCUUCAUGUACAUAAAUUAAUGGAGGCUCACCUUUUACGGAUGUCAUGGAACUUAUUUUGGCCAAAUCUUAGUGAUCUGUUAUUGAUGAAUAAUUUAUUAAAAGAAGGUGCUGUGGAAUGUGCGACAUUUAUAACUCAGAUUAUUGUGCGAAUUCCUUGGAUUCCAUUAACCAAUAAUCAAGUAAAGUGUAAAUUUAAUUAA
This is a messenger RNA of Dracunculus medinensis (Guinea worm), 4641 nucleotides long. NCBI's taxonomy places the organism in Eukaryota, Metazoa, Nematoda, Chromadorea, Rhabditida, Dracunculidae. The record is from the annotation of a GenBank genome assembly.